AUGAAAAAUUGUAGGAAUAUAUUAAUCGAAAAAAUUUAUUUUUUACUAGCUAUUCUUGGGAUAUUAUCUGUCGUGUCAUUGUAUUUAUAUAUACCUAAUGAGAAUAUUAAUUUAAGUUUUCAUAAAUAUGAUUCAUAUAUAAGAAUAUUAUGCGAGAAAAAUCCAGAUGAUGAUCAAUUUGUGGGAAGUCUUUGUAGGACGGAUUGUAAUAGUAAUUACAAUGAAGAUAUAGAAAGAGAAAGUGAUAAAAAGAAAAAUAUAAUAUUGGAAUAUAUGGGACAAAACGGAAUGAAUAAAACUUACGAGUAUCAUAUGAAUUUAAUGACACCUUUAGAUAAAUAUGAAGAAAUACAAAACCAAGAUAGAGAAAAAGAUGAUCAAAACGAACGUCAGAAAAUGGAAAGAAAAGAAAUGGAGGAAAGAGAACAACGUGAAAGGAAAGAAAGGAAGAAACGGGAAGAACGUGAAAGGAACGAAAGGAAGAAAAGGGAAAAACGUGAAAGAAACGAAAGGGAAAAACAGGAAAAUAAAGAAAGGAAAGAAAGGGAGAAACAAGAAAGGAAGGAAAGAGAAGAACGUGAAAAGAAAGAAAAGAAGGAAAGAGAAGAACGUGAAAAGAAAGAAAGGAAGGAAAGAGAAGAACGCGAAAAAAAAGAAAGGAAAGAAAGAGAAAAGCAAGAAAAAAAAGAAAGGAAAGAAAGAGAAAAACGCGAAAAAAAAGAACGCGAACAAAGGGAAAAACAAUUAAAAAGGGAAAGACAAAAACGUGAAAAAGAGGAAAGGAAAGAAAGGGAAAGAAGGGAAAAACAAUUAAAAAAGGAAAGAGAAAAACAAGAAAAAAGAGAAAGGAAACAGCGUGAAAAACAAGAAAAGAAAGAAAGACAAAAACGUGAAAGAGAGGAAAGGAAAGAAAGGGAAAAGCGUGCUAAACAAGAAAAGAAAGAAAGGGAACAACGUGAAAAACAAGAAAAGAAAGAAAGGGAAAAACGUGCUAAACAAGAAAGGAAAGAAAAGGAGAAGCGUGAUAAACAAGAAGAAAAAAAAAGUGAGGAGCGCGAGAAACAAGAAAAGAAAGAAAAGGAGGAGCGUGAGAAACAAGAAAAGAAAGAAAGUGAGGAGCGUGAGAAACAAGAAAAAAAAGAAAAUGGAAAAUGCUUAAAACAAAAAAAUAUAAAAGAAGAAGGAAACAGGAAUAUUAAUAAAAACGAAGAUAAUCAAAAUAGGAAUAACAUGGAAACACGUCCUACUGAUAAAAACAAUAGAGUAUAA
Plasmodium reichenowi is the source of this 1269-nucleotide messenger RNA. Its product is annotated as putative exported protein. The transcript is spliced from 2 exons. The record is from RefSeq and is a predicted model, not a curated record. NCBI's taxonomy places the organism in Eukaryota, Apicomplexa, Aconoidasida, Haemosporida, Plasmodiidae. The coding region runs from base 1 to 1269 and encodes 422 amino acids.